Molecule: messenger RNA, 1395 nt
Organism: Drosophila kikkawai
Lineage: Eukaryota; Metazoa; Arthropoda; Insecta; Diptera; Drosophilidae
Source: RefSeq, a predicted model, not a curated record
AUGCUCGCACAUAUCACUCUUAAGAUCUGUCUGCUCCUCUGGAUUUCAUCCAAAAGGGCUCAUGGCCAGUCGGUUUGCUCUAGCUGCGAGUCAACCAAUGGACAAUAUGCCUGUGUUAGCGAGACUGCCUACGGCUUUUGCUUCAAUCAGGGAACAGUGUAUAAGGAUACUGUUCAAAGCUGCGAGGAAGGAUACUACUGCGUCCUAGAGGGCUUCUGCGCCGCAAUGGAUUCAGCGGAACCGGCCUGUGUGCCAGAAGAUUCGACAACCACAACGGUUAUUUCUACAGAUUCAUCGACUGAUUCGAGUACAGUGGAGACUACAGUCGAUUCUACGACUCCUGAUUCAACGACAGACUCUACGAUUCCUGAUUCCACAAGCCAAUCUACGACUCCUGAUUUAACAACUGACUCUACAAUUCCUGAUUCCACGACAGAGACUACAAUUCCUGAUUCAACUACAGAUUCUACUAUACCGGAUACAACGACAGAGUCUACAAUUCCGGAUACAUCGACAGAGUCUACAGUUUCUGAUUCAACGAUAGAAUCGACUACGAAUGAAACUACUGAAACAACUGAUUCAACAACAGAGUCUACAAUUUCCGAUUCAACUACAGAGAUUAUAAUUUCUGAUUCAACGACAGAGACUACAAUUCCUGAUUCAACGACAGAGUCUACAAUCCCGGAUACAACGACAGAGUCUACAAUCCCUGAUUCAACGACAGAGUCUACAAUUCCUGAUACAACGGCAGAUUCUACAAUCCCUGAUUCAACCACAGAGUCUACAAUUCCUGAUACAACGACAGAUUCUACAAUCCCUGAUACAACGACAGAGUCUACAAUCCCUGAUUCAACGACAGAGUCUACAAUUCCUGAUACAACGGCAGAUUCUACAAUCCCUGAUUCAACCACAGAGUCUACAAUCCCUGAUACAACGACAGAUUCUACAAUCCCUGAUACAACGGCAGAUUCUACAAUCCCUGAUUCAACCACAGAGUCAGCAAUUCCCGAUUCAACGACAGAUUCCACAAUUCCUGAUUCAACAACUGAUUUAAGUACUUCGCAAGCUACAGAGUCGACAACUGAGAUUACUACAGAUUUAUCUACUGAUUCGAGUACAGAUUCGACAACCACAACGGAUACUACUACAGACUCUUCCACCGCUACACCGCUGAGCACAACUACAGUCUCAUCAGAUGUGGACGCCAACCAAUACUGUUCUCAGUUGGGGACCAAAGGCUACUUUCGAGUUGAGACAGAUACAACCUGCCAAAAGUAUGUGUACUGCUACAAAUUGUCCAAGGAUUACCUAGGUUGGCUAUAUUAUUGCGACAUAGGCAAAUACUACAACUCGGAUACAGAGUCCUGUCAAUUGGAAAGACCAUCAAACUGCUAA